Molecule: messenger RNA, 957 nt
Organism: Populus euphratica (Euphrates poplar)
Lineage: Eukaryota; Viridiplantae; Streptophyta; Magnoliopsida; Malpighiales; Salicaceae
Product: auxin-responsive protein IAA33
Exons: 2
Coding region: 219-755 (178 amino acids)
Biological process (GO): regulation of DNA-templated transcription
Cellular component (GO): nucleus
Source: RefSeq, a predicted model, not a curated record
CCCACUCUCUUUCUCAACCCCUCCACGAUCUCCUGCAACUUGUUUUUCCGUGUAUUUAUUACUCAAUAACACGCACGCACGCUCUCUCUCCCUCUUGCAUAAAUCCCACCAAGGACCCUUUUCAGUUUGUUAGCUGUAUCUCUUCCGAAAGAUCACAAACACUUUUCCAUAUAUAAUUCCCACCCAAUAGAGAGAUCAAGCAAGGGGAAAAAGUUAUCAUGAACAGUAGUUUUGGUUCUAAAAAAAGAGAAGACUCCUUGAAAGGAAGAUGGCAAGAGAUUAGAAGAUCAUUCCCAAACAUGAGCCAGUACACUCGACCAACUUCUUCUGUACCCAACUUCAUGGCUAAGCCUAUAACCUUCCCUGGCUUUGAAGAUGACGAUGUUGUUUCCACCAUUAUCCCUCCGGUGACAGUUGCUCUCGAGGGCCGUUCGAUCUGCCAGAGAAUUAGCCUUCAUAAGCAUGAAAGCUAUCAUAGCCUUGCAAAGGCUCUAAGGCAGAUGUUUGUUGAUAUUGGAGCUGGCAGCGAUUCAGGACUGAACACAUCAUCAGCAUCAGAUAGUGUUAGUGAUCAUGAUCUUGAUCUUUCAAAUGCGAUUCCUGGUCAUCUCAUUGCCUAUGAAGACAUUGAAAAUGAUCUCCUUCUUGCCGGUGACCUUAACUGGAAAGAUUUUGUGCGUGUGGCCAAGAGGAUCAGGAUACUGCCCGCAAAGGGGAAUUCAAGGAAGGCAACAGGAGGGACGGCUGUGCGAUGAUUGCAUUGAUCAAGGUGUAAGAAGCCAUGGAAGUUAUAUAUACGUACACUUUAUUAUUGAAAAACUGGUUUUACGUGUUUUUAUUAUGGAAAAGAUGGUGGCGAUUAAGCUAGGUGUCUUUUGAAGGACAUGAAGUUCUUCCGUGUGUAAACCGUAAAGGACCUCGUUUCCUUCCAUGAAUGAAAGAACUUUAAUUUCCCGA